Molecule: messenger RNA, 1844 nt
Organism: Daldinia caldariorum
Lineage: Eukaryota; Fungi; Ascomycota; Sordariomycetes; Xylariales; Hypoxylaceae
Product: Thioesterase/thiol ester dehydrase-isomerase
Exons: 3
Coding region: 312-1745 (477 amino acids)
Biological process (GO): acyl-CoA metabolic process
Cellular component (GO): mitochondrion
Molecular function (GO): fatty acyl-CoA hydrolase activity
Source: RefSeq, a predicted model, not a curated record
UUGGGAGGGAUGUAGAUGGAAAGACUUAUUAAAAAAACGGAAGGCUAACCUUGGUACUUCGGGUAAAGCUUAGGGGUUACAUAAGCACUUUCCUAAAGUCGGGCUCUUGUGGUCCACCACACGGAAAGGGGGGGUGAGGUGCCUCGGUUUCUGUCCCGUAAUUGCUGUACCGAUAGGCCGCCUACUUAUCAAUAAGGCUACGUCUUGUUUUGUUGCAUCACCGAUCUAUACCGAUACAUUUUUAUUAAUGUACCUACCUACAUUUAAAUGCACAUGUUUAGGUACUUUUUGUCUUUUCUUUUUUUUCGGUCAUGAUUUCCAAGAAUAUACCAAUUAGACGCCUCGUAGCUCAGGCCUCUAAAUCCAGCGUGUCAGAUACGUGCGUUGCAUUGGCCGCAGCUCGUUUCCAAUUCAGGAGAUGUCUACAUGGAACGGCUUACCUUCGUACAGAUGGAGUAUUUCGCGGUCUCACAGAUAACCGCCUGCCGAUGCCGUGGAUAGAGGCGUGGAAGCUACAGCAAGAAGGAAAAGAUAUAGCAUCUGAUGAGGCUCGGUCAAAGGAACGCGAUCUAAGCCCGAAAAAGAUGAGCGAUAGCUAUCAUCGUGUCGUACUUCCUCUUGGUCGUGAUCCUUGGCUUAGUGACACCUACAUCAACUCAUCCGGUCACAUAAGGUUAGGCACAAUAUUCAUGGAUCUUGAUGCUCUAUCGGGCAUCAUCGUGUAUAAACAUACUGGACCUGGAGUCACUGUCGUCACUGCUGCGUUGGACAGGAUCACCAUCGCCCACCCGCUAACAGAGAUAUGCGAUCUCGAAUACAGCGGGCAAGUAACCUACGCGUCAGGGCGAAGCAGCGUGGAGAUCACCUGCCAGGUCGCCAGGGCCAGGGACGAAGGCGAGCCCAGCAGGCCGGAGGACGUACUGCUAACAUGCACCUUCACUAUGGUAGCCUUGGAUCCCAGAACGAAGAAACCGGUCAAUGUACCGCGCCUGGAGUACACGACUCCCGAGGAAGAAAACAUCUUCAAGGCCGGGGAGGCUAAAGCCCUAGCCAACAAGCAGAAGCUCAAGACUUCGUUGCUUGAGACGGAACCCAACGACCCCGAGUCGGCUCUGAUUCACAAGAUCUGGUUAAGACAACUAGCAUACCAUGACCCGAACAAUCCUCUCCGGCAGCCUAGCAACGUGAUCGCCAUGUCGAAGACACAACUCUCGACCGCGUCUAUCAUGCAGCCGCAAUAUCGCAACCGACAUCAGACCAUGAUCUUCGGCGGCUUCCACCUAAAGCAGACGUUUGAGCUAGCAUUCUGCUGCGCGGCAAGUUUUGCGCACGCGCGCCCGACGUUUAUUAGCGCCGACCCGUGUACCUUCCGGAACCCGGUGCCGGUUGGUAGCGUCCUGUAUCUAACUGCGACUAUCGUAUAUACGGACCCGCCGGUUCUGGAGGAGGAUGGCAGCGAGCCCCGUCGGAGGGACUCGGAGAACCCCGUGACGCGGUUGCAUGUCAGGGUAGAUAGCAAAGUGAGGGACGUCGAGCAUGGGAACGCAAAGCCUACUGGCCAAUUUAACUAUACCUUCUCGGUUCCCAGGGACGUCAAGGUUCUACCACAUACAUACGAAGAGUAUAUGAUGUACAUCGACGCGAGGAGAAGAGUGCAACUGGCAGACGUAGAGGAUCAGCAGGAGCAUGCGGACGUAAAACUCCAAGAGCGGCGAUUAUCAGAGAAUGUCAAUCUUACGGAAUGAACCUAAGGUUGGCCUAGUCGACUUCUACCGACGGAGUUGCUAGAUAUAUAUUAUAUACUAUAGAAGUCUUAGAAGACAGAGGGAGAGAAUAGACGAGAC